Molecule: messenger RNA, 3001 nt
Organism: Bombus pascuorum
Lineage: Eukaryota; Metazoa; Arthropoda; Insecta; Hymenoptera; Apidae
Gene: f
Exons: 12
Coding region: 481-2835 (784 amino acids)
Biological process (GO): actin filament bundle assembly
Cellular component (GO): cytoplasm
Molecular function (GO): actin filament binding
Source: RefSeq, a predicted model, not a curated record
GCCGCUUACCGCGCACGGAUCGAGUUUGUCGUUCGACCGGUCUCUCGAGUUCUCGUUUUCGGCCACGAAAAAGUUCAACUAAACUAGCCGAAAUAUGCGUAUAUAAACAAGUCGGUAACAGGUUCGUUAAAUCAGCCGGUGGUUUACCAGUUUCGUUCUAGUUCGCGCUCAUCGCCAACUCGAACAAGAGCGCGUAGUGCGCGUUCGAAAUCGCCGCGUUCCAUUAUCGUUCGUCGACACGAGUACGCGCGAGAACAUCGACCGCGCCGAGUCAGGAAUUCUCUCGACGAAUUCUCUCGUCCUCUCGGCGCGACCUCUCGGCUCGACGCGUACGGCUUCGCGCCGCCAAACAUUCGCGGUGCCGCGAAUGAUACGAAUCGACGAUCGAAUCAGCGGAUAAAUUGGCUCGCUUCCGAUCCUGCGGAACCGCGACGAGAUCUCUUGCCGCGGAACGAGCAACGAUCGCCGACCCGAUUUUGCAUGGGUGUACACGAGAGGAGCGAGGCCCACCGUACCGAUGUCACCGGCAGAAUGGCCAGGGAUCGUUCCGGUUCAGAAUAUUCGGAGAACAUGAGCGACGCCACGACUUGCAGCUGCACGACGAGUUCUGCUGACAAGUGUUCGUUGCGCGGCUGCGGUAUGUUUCAAGAGCCGUUUUUCCUACAUCCACCUGGCUCGCGACCACGCGAUGGAAUCUACAUAAAUCCGAUGAGCGCGUACAUCGGCGAGCCUGUAAAGCCGAAGGAUACAGAGUCCUUUUAUCUGCACAGCCCGCACGAUCUCGUCUACACGAGGAUUACGCGAUUGUUCGCGGACACGGACAAGCAUCGACACUUUGAGAAGAAGGACGAGACUUUGACUGUGAAAGUGGACGUACACUUCAACAAUGGCGUUCUCGACCGAUCGUCCGGCGAAAACGGCUACACGACCAAAGCCGAAAUGACGCGCGAGCCGUCCGAACACGCGUACGAGCAAAUCUGUUUACGCCAGGAUCCUGAGACCGCUGGCAUCGUCGCCAGCCCGCAGAGGAAGGUGCAGAUCGACAACGUAUCCGAUCGCAGCCGAUCUCGAAAAACCGAUCGCAGAUACAGUAGAUCGAGUAGCGCGAGCGAGUCGUCGAACGUCAGCAGCGAGAUUCCUUGCUUCUCGUCGAGCGCGUCGACGCCGUCGCUGUCGCGGAACAGCAGCAACGAACGAGCCGGAAAGAAGUUUACCGUGGAGUCGUCGUCGCACGAGAAAAAGAACACGACCAGUACGUCGUCGCAAGUAGAAAGCGAAAAGGAGAUCAAACCGGCGAACGGCGGAGUCAGCUUCGCCAAGCCACCGCCUCCACCACCACCGCCCCCACUACCGGAGAAGGAAGACGUCGUGGUGCUCGUGGUGAACGCCAAGCAAAACGCGGAACCUAUAACCAGGGACGAGAAAAGAGACGUCUCCGGUGAAACGAACCGGAAUGGAAGAACCGAGAACGGAGCAAACCUUGCAUCUGCAGCGAUCAACAAGUCCGACGUAUCCUGCGGCGAGCAUCAGCAGCCGGAAGUGCCUCCUGCCAGUCCACCGGCGGACACCGAGGAAAUUAAGACGAACCAAACGUCCCAUCUGGUCAAUAAACAUAUGGUGCUACCGUUCAUACCGCCCAAGUUCGCCAACGCGGACUCCAACACUCUGCUCAAGCCGUCCGAGUAUCUCAAGAGCAUCUGCAAGAUUUCGUCAAAGAGCAGCCUGUUGAAAGCAAGAUCGGUCGACAAUUUGGACAUACAAAGUAGAAGCGGUGACCGAAGAGAGGGCUUCGUCAGACCGGAAGGGACCGAGGAACAGGAGCAAGAAGAACUGAGGGAGGCUUUAGCGGAGAGGGGUGCCACGCGCAAAGCAACUCGGGAGCUGGAGGAGGAGGAAGAGGAAGAGGAUAGGGUGGUGGUGGUGGUCGAAGAGGGAAAGGAAUCGACUGCAGGACCUCCGCCGCCACCGUUGUCACCGCUUCAAAGAUCUCGACGUAUCAACGAGGAGUCCAGCACGGUCGCCAUGACCGAUCUCGAAUCACAGAAAACCCUGCAGCCACUCGCCACCAUCAGCAUUCAAGAUCUGACCAGUAUCCAACUGCGAAGAACUUCCGCGAAAAUGAACGCGACGAAAACGUUCUCCGCGCCUCCGCCGCGCAGCGUAUCUAUGACGAACGUUUCAGAGCCGUUCUUCGUACAAAAGACCGAUUUGAUCGCGGAACUGAAGAGAACCAAGGACAUCCCUGGAAUCAAGAAGAUGAAGGUGGAGAUGGCGCAGGUGGAAAAGACACAGGAGCAGAAUCUCAUGUCGGAGAUCAACAAGGCGUUCAACGUUUCGAAUUUCGUGGAUCAGAUCCCAGAGAAAGACAGUUCGGGGAACGUGAUACCGAUAUGGAAACGACAGAUGCUGGCGCGAAAGGCUGCCGAGCGAGCGAAGAAAGAAUUGGAGGAGCAGCUCGCCAGGGAAAACGAAGAGAGACGACAGAAAGCGAUUCCUGCUUGGAAGAGGCAGCUCCUCGCCAAAAAGGACAACGAAGAAAAAAGACUGAACCAAGUGUGCGCGACGCCAACAGCCAAAGUAGACGCGGUGGCGACGCCGACGCCAACGCCGACGCCGACAUCGAGAAGAGAUGUUUCGCCUUCGUCUAUCUCAUCGCGCACUUCCCACCGACACGAAGAGAAACCGGACGCCGAGGAGAAGAAGCCUGCCGACGCGAACUCCUCGCAUCAAGGAUCGCACGGGACGCAGUCAAACGAAACAGACGACGACGCUCAAAUUAUUCCGUGGCGAGCACAGCUUAGGAAGACCUCCAGCAAACUCAAUAUUUUGGAUUAAUCGUCCAAAUUUAUUUCACUGGUCGAUUCGACGCGCCUGGUGGUCGCGUGUGAUAAAAACGGGUAGUGUUCAUCGCACGGCCAUCGAACGCGCUUCACGGAACACGCUGUUUGUUUGUAUGUACAUAGAAUCGAGUAAAGUUUAUAUCGAGAAAUUCCUUAAAAAA